AUGAAGCUUUUCCUGCACUUGGAAGGAAUGCUGGGAAAUCAGUGGAGGUUCCUUUCCCUAUUCCUAGGAUUCUUAGGUGGCACACGAAGAAAAUGGAGCGAUUCGCUGAAGGAGAUCCAUUUAAGAGAGCUGGAGCUAUCGAGAUGGUGCACCCUUAUCUCAUCCCUACAGUGCGUGAGUUGGAGCAGGAUUACAUGAAAAAUCUGCUGUCAUAUGAUGAUGAAAAUAAUGACCCAAUCAUUGAUGAGUUGGAGCGUGAACUUGAAGGCGUGACUGUUUUGAUUACACCAAAAAAUUCCUCGAAGGCUAGAAAGUAGGAAGGGGAAGGAGUCCAUGGAGCAUUUUGAUGAGGACUAUACUCAAGAGGCCGAGGAUAAUCAUUCGAAAGAUCUUGGUGGUAAUUCAGCCGCAAAAGAUAAUGUUGGUGUUGGGAUUUCUAUGGGUCGUGCUGCACCAAGUGGGCAGGUGGAGCAUGAACAACUGAAACAGCGUGUGGAGAAGAUUGAGGAGUCUUUGAAGGUUCUUGUCGCUUAUGUUGAGGGGGAAAGAAUUAGAAAGAGCGAGAAGGCGAAGAAGAAGAAGAAGGAGACUCUCAAUGAAGUUGCUGGUGAGGUUGAGGUUGAUGUUGAUCAGCCAAUUGCUCGACAUGUCGAUGUGCCAAAUGCUCAAGAUGUCCAUGUGCAAGUGCUCAAGAUCUCUCUGUGCCAACUAAUCAAGAUCUUUCUGCUGAUGUGUCUGCUACUGAAGUUGAGAAGGAGUCUGCAACUGAAGUUGCGAAUGAAAAAGAAGUCCCUGCUGCUGAAGUUGAGGUAUAAAAAGAGUCCCCAAUAA
This is a messenger RNA of Lycium ferocissimum, 831 nucleotides long. RefSeq lists its product as uncharacterized. The record is from RefSeq and is a predicted model, not a curated record. The transcript is spliced from 2 exons. The coding region runs from base 334 to 831 and encodes 165 amino acids. NCBI's taxonomy places the organism in Eukaryota, Viridiplantae, Streptophyta, Magnoliopsida, Solanales, Solanaceae.